Molecule: messenger RNA, 2278 nt
Organism: Conger conger (European conger)
Lineage: Eukaryota; Metazoa; Chordata; Actinopteri; Anguilliformes; Congridae
Gene: rassf11
Product: Ras association domain family member 11
Exons: 3
Coding region: 195-1811 (538 amino acids)
Biological process (GO): signal transduction
Source: RefSeq, a predicted model, not a curated record
ACUUUCCACACAACUGAAAACGACCAUCAACCAUUACAGGGAAUGCUCAUUCGACAGUAAUUCUUCAGGUGCUUCAUCCCCAUCUUCAGGAUAAAAGCUGAGAACUUUAGGACGUCCAGUAGUGGGUUGCAUGUAUUCAAGCGAAGAAACAGGAUAAAACAAGCUCCUAACACCAAAACAAAGAACAAAUAAAAAUGGAAGUGAAGGUGUCGGUGGAUGGUGUUCAACGGAUUGUCUGUGGAGUUGCAGAGAGAACCACAUGUCAGGAAGUGGUCAUAGCUUUGGCCCAAGCACUGGGUCGCACGGGCCGCUACACGCUGAAGGAGAAGUUCAAGGACUUUGAGCGGAACCUGACGCCCGACGAGCGGGUGCUGGAGUCGCUGGCGAAGUACGGGCAGCACUCCCGCGAGGUGCACCUCUUCCUCCUGCACAACGGCCCGUCCCUGGGGGUCGCAGGGGGGGACGCGCCGCGGAGAGGCAGCCAGCAGGUCCCGCUGCGAAGGGGAGACGAUAUCGGGGGUCGAGGACGGAGGGGCAGCGGCAGUUGCGCCUCCCACCGGCAGAGCCUGCCCCCGCUGUCCCGUCUGCGGCUUCGCGCCGAGCAGUCCCAGAACGGCGAGGAGAAGAAGCCCAAACGGAAGUCCCUGACGCUGGUGGAGGAGGCUUUCGGAUGGCUGGAGAACCUGAGCAGGAAUGGGAGGCCGCACCGGGGGCGGGAGAAGGAGAAAGGCAGGGAGACCGAAAGGAGAAAAGGCGGGAAUUCGGACAGCUCUCCCAGUGCCUGCCAGGACUGCUGGUCUCCCGGGGGAGUGUGUGGCCUGGGAUGCCAGCAGAGAACCACAGUCACGGCGCAGCAGCAGCAGAGGAGACAUUUCCUGGAUGACCUAGGCAGCGGAAGAACGCACGACAGGGACAACAACGGCAACCACAGUGGCGAGGCAAACAAAAAUGGAGACGCGAGGAGAGACCAGGACCUUAAUGUGGUCAAGGCUAAAGCUGAAAGGAAGCCAGAACCGCAGCCUGUGAGGAAAGCCAGGGUUCCUCGUCCUCUUCCUCCUCCUCCACCUCCUCCUCUUCCCACUCACAAAAGAGAAGACGAGAAACUGCAGGCACUGCUGCUCCACCAACGGGCCCGUCUGCACGAGCUCCAGCUACAGCUCGACUCCACGGACGCCCAGAUCCGGGAGCUGGAAGGGAGGCAGGCCACGGGGCCCCUCCAGGGGGCAGAGGGAGAACUGGCAGACGAGGAGUCGGAGGGAGAGGAGCUGGCCUUCUGGGAGAAUGAGCUCAAAGCAGAGGAAGGCUACGAGAGAGACCUGCAGGGCCAGUUCCGGGAGAUGAAGGAGAAGGCUGCAGAGUGCAAGGCAAAGUUGGAGGAGUAUAAAUGCAGGCUACAAGGGUUUGACCUCGCCAGGGGUAAAAGAGCCGUUCUUGAGGCAGAAGCGCUGGUGGAACCAGGGCAGGAGGCUACCUCGGGAGAACAGAAACCUGCUGUCCCGAGCUGGACAAAGCCACACAGCAGCACCCCCUGUGCUGGAGCCCUGCAGGGUGGGAACGUGCAGCAGGCGAAGCCUCCGGCACUGAACAGAGCGGACGAUGAAGAGGCGCCGACCCCCACUGCGGCCCCUCAUCGCCCCCACGUUCGGGUGUCUCCACAGCAGACUGCAGCCCCGCAGGGCGGGGGGACAGGGCAGCUCCGGGAGCAAUGGGCACGCGUGACCGAUGCCCAAAAUAAACCCGAGACCAGACCAACCUCACCGGUUGUCCACCGCUCCGAGAUCACCAUACAUCUGAGCAGCACAAGAGUCUGAGACCAGACAGGGAGAAGGACCAGGUAGGGGGCACACUAUAUAGCUACAACACCUCAUAUAGCAGCUUCACUGAACAUUCACUUUUUCUCCAAUAACAGCAUCAAGUUAAAGUGCUGUCACUAGUUCCAUGUUGGCCAUCAUUCUUGCAUCCCUUUUGCCCAUUUACAUAGUUUUCUACCUGCCACAUUACUAAUAAGUGAAUGGUAUUACCCUUCACUAGCUAGUGGCCCAGGUUGAAAUAAACCAUUUGAGCAGAUUUCGUCACCAGUCAUUACCAAUAUAAUACAGUAAGCCUGUUUGACUCAUUUCCAAUGUGGAACCAAUACCUUAGGAAGCCAAUACUGGCGAGAACUCAAUGCAAUCUUAAUGUAGUCUACCUGCACCAACACACAAAAUGCAUGAUAUUAAUUCUGAAUUGAAUUAAUAUGGAAAUAUCUCUCCCCACUUUGCUUGGGCCAUACCCUAAA